CUAGCUGCGGCGGCGGCCAGAGAGGGAGGCGGGAAACUACAGCAGUGGCUUCGGCGGCUGUAGAAUUACUGUCCCAUACGUGAGGACAUUUUCCUGUUUCGCUCCGGCAACACAUUAUAUUUGUUCGGCGCUCACCAAGUGCACGAAAGGGUUAGCCCCGAGUUGUUGUGAGCUCCUGGCAGUUCAGGGAAGGGGGGGCCGCUCUGGUGACUGAAGCAGCAGCCUAUCACCGGGCCGGCUCCCCUCCCCCCUCCUCUCCCUCCCUCCCUGGAGCUGUGCAGCUGAGGAAAGCGAGAGAAGGGAGAAGCACUUCAGAAAAAAAAUAUAUAAUAAUUCCUCCUCCUCCCGUGGAUCCAGAGCUGGGCGUAGUGUGUAUGCUUCAAGCCGGAAUCGCCAGCAGCAGCCGAGGCGGAGGGCGCCGCCGCCCCGCUCCUCGAGGCUGAGCCCGACCAUUUUCUUUUCAGUGCAAGGAUCAUCCAUCAUACGGGUUGCAGGGGAGGAAAAUUGCGCCGAUUUCCAAAUUUGGAAUAUACCUAUUUACUGGACAGAACACACACAAAUAAUAAACGGUGGAUUAUAAUUUUAUUGUUAUGUCGUCGGCGACGGUGGCCGCCUCCCGGCGGCAGUCGUGUUACCUUUGCGACCUGCCACGCAUGCCAUGGGCCAUGAUUUGGGACUUCACGGAGCCCGUGUGCCGGGGCUGCGUCAACUACGAAGGGGCCGAUCGCAUUGAGUUUGUCAUCGAGACGGCCCGGCACUUGAAGCGGGCGCACGGGUUCCAGGAGGGCAGGUCCCCCGGGCCUUCGCCUUCAUCCUCCUCGUCAUCUUCCUCCUCCUCUUCAGUCAAGCCGCAGCUCAGCGCAAAGGAGAUGGCGCAGAUCGGGCACACGAUGGGGGGCCCCGAGGGGGUAACACGGACCUCGCAGCAGCCCCCUCCUCCGCAGUGCCUGGACCGCUACUCGCUGGAGAGACCGCCGCCCCCUCGUCUGGGAUCGGAAUAUGGCGUUGGCAGGCAAGUGAAUGGGAUUCUCUUACCCAACGGCUUCCCGAAGCCAGAGGAGCCGCCGGAACUAAACCGGCAGAGCCCCAACCCGCGCAGGACUAGCUCGGUGCCUCAGUCCCUCGGCGCACUUAUGAACGGCGCCCCCAUUGGCAGCGGCCGGACACCAGUCGGACUCUCUGCGGCCUCUUUGGUGGCAGCCGCCGCCGCCACCACCUCUGCGGACCUGUCUGGCAAGCGGCCGGGCUCUGUCUCCAGCAGUGAGCACGAUGGCAAGGAGAAGCACAGGGCCGACAGCUACUCAGAGCUGGGCGAGAACCACAAGAGCAGGGCCGAGGAGUGGAUCAGCAAGCCCAAGACGGUCAGGGACACUCUGAUGGCCAUGCAGCACAGCCACUCGCCCUUUGACUCCAAAUUCAAGAAGGACCCCGGGCCCGGAAGGGUGCUGAGCUUUGAAGCCAACAACCCCGCUUCCAAAUCUGGUGCCCGUGGUGGUAGAAAAAGGAAACCAUCGCCAGAACCAGAAGGGGAAGGUGGCUCUGUCAAAAUGAAUGGAGAAGGACAACCGUGGCUGCCAGCGGCAGAGAGCCUUAAAAUUUCUACAAUGGCUAGCCCAUCUUUUAUAUCUCCACCUUCUACUGUUUCUCCUCAUUCCAACCGUACAACACCACCAGAAGCUGCACAAAAUGGCCAGUCACCCAUGGCUGCUCUGAUAUUAGUCGCUGAUAACGCUGGUGGCAAUCAUGCAUCAAAAGAUGCUAACCAGGUGCAUUCUACAACAAGAAGAAACAGUAGCAGUCCACCAUCACCAUCUUCUAUGAACCAAAGAAGAAUGGCUCCCAGGGAUGUGCCAAGCCAAAUUCCCAGUGGAGGAACAUCAUCCCAUGCAGGAAUGGAACAAGGGCAUCCUCAAAGCAUUCCCGACUCUUCUAUACCAAACAGUAUACCAUUAUGCUGCACUCUUUGCCAUGAGCGUCUUGAAGACACACAUUUUGUACAGUGCCCUUCCGUACCUUCUCAUAAGUUUUGUUUCCCAUGUUCAAGGCAAAGUAUUAAACAACAAGGAUCAUCCGGAGAAGUAUAUUGUCCAAGUGGGGAGAAAUGCCCCUUGGUGGGAUCAAAUGUACCAUGGGCCUUCAUGCAGGGAGAAAUUGCCACCAUUCUUGCCGGGGAUGUAAAAGUGAAAAAAGAAAGGGACUCUUGACUUUUUUUAGCUUGGUAGCAACCAUUAUCUCUAACUAAAACUUCUUGAGUUGUGUGUAUAUAUAUAUCUAUAUAUACCCAAGACAAGGGAAAUGUAGACUGCAUAAACAUGGCUGUAUAAUUUUUAAUUUUUGAAUACAUUGUGUUUCUAUUUUUGAAGACAAAGGUAUGUACUGAUUCAAAAGGUAUUUCCUCUUUGUUAAUGUUAUUUGCAAGUAUUUGUUCUUAUCCAGUGACAGUUACUGUUCAGUGUAGGCUGUGACUUGAGAUGCUUUUUAGAGCACUUGGAAAAACAGAAAUGCUUUUAGCUGUAUUUGUAUGCACUUGUUAAAAAUGCCAAAUACAUUUUAUGACAUUGUAAA
Messenger RNA from Xenopus tropicalis (tropical clawed frog), 2565 nucleotides. It is a transcript of the gene irf2bp2, whose product is annotated as interferon regulatory factor 2 binding protein 2. Bases 591 to 2204 code for a protein of 537 amino acids. The transcript is spliced from 2 exons. NCBI's taxonomy places the organism in Eukaryota, Metazoa, Chordata, Amphibia, Anura, Pipidae. The record is from RefSeq and is marked provisional.